AUGGCGGAGGAUAGCGUCCCAGAUUUAACCAGACCUCAAAUGUAUUUAUUUGGUGAGCACGUCUGUACUGCCAAGAUUAAUUUUAGUGCACAGUUAGUAAUGGCAGACAUUUGUCAUUCGUUACAUAGCUAUAGCUCUUCCACACACACCAAAUGUCUAUAUUAAGCUAGCAAUGCAUAUUAGCUUCUCGCGCCAAUUCAGCAAAACCCUCUUUUGUUUGCAAGUUAGCUAGCUAGGAAGCUAGCUGGCUAGCUAGCUAGCUUAACUUGUUAUCAAUGAUACUGUUAUAUUUCUGAUUUCAAUGUAGAAUGUCAACAGCUAUUUGCUUAGAGUUUGCUAACCUGUGUGUUGUGAACUUCAGGUUGUGCACUCAAAUCGGACAAAAAGGAGUUCAAAGUCGAGGUGGAGGACGAUGAUGCGGAUCAUCAGCUGUCACUCAAAGCAGUAAGAUCAUGAUGCCAAUUCUGAGAUCGAGUUUCCAAUUACAGAAUAUCAUGAUAUUGUAACUAGCUAGCUACUUUGCCAAAAGUUCAUCAUGGCGUUUUAAAACAAUAAAAAUGGCCAUCAGAAUUAGGUCCUGAAAACGGAUGCAUUUCAGUAUGCUACAACUACUGUGAGUUUCUUUAACUGUAAUGAUAUAGCUAGUUAUAUGUUCUUAAAUAUUAUUCAUCAAGUCCAUUUAUUUUUACACUUUUUGCAGUAUAUUUAUCUUUGCACCUGUGCAGACUGGCACCUGUUAGGGAUUUUUUGGGGACAAAAACGUUUUAUUUUAUGUAAUGGAAUAUGUAGUCUCUUUCACCUGUUUCCCUUUUGUUUCAUUACCUUUGGAAAAUAACAGAAGUCCCUUUGUACCAGUACGCCACAAUACCAAGUUCACCUUUGUCAACAUAAUGAGUAGAGAUUUCUAAUAGUCACAGUUCUUUGAUGUGUAUUUAAAGGAAUAACAUAUUCAUCAACAGACAAUGUGUUUUCUUAUACUUAGCUGACCUUCUGCUCAUUUUCUUACCAUUGCAAAUGAUCCAGUUCCUAUCCUCUAAAUAGAUAUCCUCAUUGUAACAUUCUUUCAGUCACUCAAGCAAAGAUGAUGAUUGACAGACAAAUGAGGGAGACUGGAGGGUGUUGGCGUGUUCCAACAUGGAAAAACAUACAGUAUCAUAUCUGUGAAACAGCUGUGUGUGUUGGUGUUGCAGGUGUGCCUGGGUGCGGAGGCCGAGGAUAAGUUUCACACGGUGGAGAUCGAGGGCGUCACAUACGACGGAAAGACCACCAAAAUUCCACUGGCUGUGCUGAAGCCGUCCGUGCUGCCCUCUGUGAGUGUUUUAGAAUGAUGAAUCUCCAUAAUUCGUGCUCUUACUCACCGUAAGCUUUAGGAAUGUUCUUUUAACCUUGUCCCUUAUUCCACUUUUGUAAUAGCGAAAAACACUCCACUCCAUUACCAUGCAAUUACUAAGAUAACAUGUGUUGUUACUGUAGUAAUUACAGUGUUACUACACAGGUCUACACAGAUGCUACAGGUAUUUUUGGCCAUGACCCAAGUCACAAUACUGGGCUGGAUUCAAUGAACCACACAACCUAUUACUAUUGCACAUUUUUGCACACGCUACAUUGGUGGCUAUAGAGACAGCGACCUACGCUUGUUAUGACAAGGUCAUGCCAGUGAGGGGCUAUGUCUCCAUGAUGUCAGCCUGGUUUCUCCUAAAGCAAUGAUAGGCAACUUUGAUGGGGGUGGGGGCCACAAAAAAUCUGAACUCAACAUGCGGGGCCACAGUGGCUUGCGGGUCUGCGUACCCACAUCUAUACCCACACAUGCAGUCAGAGCUAGCCCUAGCCUUUUGAGGACCCUAAGUGAAAUUUAGUUGGGGAGCCCACCAAAACAAUUUCCUGCAAUUCUGCACAUUUUGCCAUGGGGCGUAGAGAAAAUAUUGCCGUUUUAAAGCAAGUUUACUGCAAUUCUGCACAUUUUACCAUGGGACGGAGACAAGAUUUAGCUAUUUUUUUAACUAACUUCAUACAAUUCUACUCAUUUUGCCAUGGGGCGGAGAGAAAUCUUUGCAGUUUUUAAUAUGAUAUCUGAGUGAGAGUGACUAACAAAAUCAAUGGAGGCCGGCGGUCGGUAAAUCGACCAUGAUUACUUCAAGUUUAGAUACUGUAGCUGGCCGCUAGACUAACUUACCAAUAAAUAAAAAAUGCUCUGUGACUGACAUAACAAGAGAGAAACUGCUGAUGCACAACCACAUUUUGAAAUUGCACCCUGUGUAUUCUAACUCUCAGCAGUAAGUUGACACCCUGACUGGCGGAAUUGAUCCACGAUCCUACAAAAGGCCGCUAGUUGCCCAUCCCUGUCCUAAAGUAAUCCAGUUUCUACAUAUUAAAUGGAAAAUAUGACUGCCGCCCUGAUCCAGAGGUCCAGAGAACACUGUCACUGUUUCUGACUUCUAAUAUUGUAACAUGCUUGGCUUGUUGUCUGCUGCUUGACUUGUGUGUGUUUUGGUUCUGGUUCAGGCUUGAAAACACUAGCUGGGAGUGGAUAAUUGUGUUACUUUAUGGAAGUUAUCACUACCUGAACACUUCAACAGUAGUUACUCUAAUACCUACACCUGUGUUUUGUUUGGUUGCCAUCACCACCAGAACAAUGGCCUGGUACUUAGGAAUUCACAUUCACAACUGUCUGGCAGCACCCACAACUUUUAUGUUUAGCAAGCAGAUACAAGUGAAUAGAUGUUUUGAUUUUAAUAUGGUAAUACAUUAAUAGAUCAUUUGAUAAGAUACCUUUGCUAGCAGAUCCAUGGGGUUCCUUCCCCAUGGGGAAAAAACAAGUUGAAUGUACAUUCUCUAAUGUCAUUUGUGAUGUUGAACUUCUAUGUUUGAUAGUUUCAACCUCUCAUAAAUGUGAAACACUUAAAAUAUUGAUUAUUUUAUUCCUCAUUUGAAUGCUCUCCCCUGUUUGGCAGGUGAGUUUAGGAGGGUUUGAGAUCACCCCUCCGGUAACCUUCCGCCUCCAGUCUGGCUGUGGACCAGUGUACAUCAGUGGACAGCAUUUUGUCAGUGAGUGACUUUUUAUUUGCAGUCUGCUCAUUUAGUUUCUUUGGGCUUGAUAUAAGGUGACAUUUUGACAGGUCAAGACAGCAACACUGAAUUAAUUAUUUCCACUUUGCAAAAAAAGAGGCGUAACCUAAUCUCAAUUUAUAGGUGUGAAGGACUCUGAUGAGGAAGAGGAGGAAAACAACACAUCACCUGUGAAGAGGCUGUCAAGCUUGACCUCAGGGAAGCGUCCUGCUCCGGUAAGUUCCUCCUGCUGUUUACUUAGCUCAUACAACAGGUAUAUAAUGGAAUAAACAUGUUGUAUUGUAUUAAACUGCAUACAUACAGUUGAAGUCGGAAGUUUACAUACACUUAUGUUGGAGUCAUUAAAACUUGUUUUUCAACCACUCCACAAAUUUCUUGUUAACAACCUACAGUUUUGGCAAGUCGGUUAGGACAUCUACUUUGUGCAUGACACAAGUAAUUUUUCCAACAAUUGUUUACAGACAGGACAGAUUAUUUCAAUUAUAAUUCACUGUAUCACAAUUCCAGUGGGUCAGAAGUUUACAUACACUAAGUUGACUGUGCCUUUAAACAGCUUGGACAUUUUCUGAAAAUGAUGUCAUGGCUUUAGAAGCUUCUGAUUGACAUAAUUUGAGUCAAUUGGAGGUGUACUUGUGGAUGUAUUUCAAGGCCUACCUUCAAACUCAGUGCCUCUUUGCUUGACAUCAUGGGAAAAUCAAAAUAAAUCAGCCAAGACCUCAGAAAAGAAAUGGUAUAAGUCCGGUUCAUCCUUGGGAGCAGUUUCCAAACGCCUGAAGGUACCACGUUCAUCUGUACAAACAAUAGUACACAAGUAUAAACACCAUGGGACCACGCAGCCGUCAUACCGCUCAGGAAGGAGACGCAUUCUGUCUCCUAGAGAUGAACGUACUUUGGUGCGAAAAGUGCAAAUCAAUCCCAGAACAACAGCAAAGGACCUUGUGAAGAUGCUGGAGGAAAUAGGUACAAAAGUAUCUAUAUCCACAGUAAAACGAGUCCUAUAUCAACAUAACCUGAAAGGCCGCUCAGCAAGGAAGAAGCCACUGCUCCAAAACAGCCAUAAAACAGCCAGACUACAGUUUGCAACUGCAAAUGGGGACAAAGAUUGUACUUUCUGGAGAAAUGUCCUCUGGUCUGAUGAAACAAAAAUAGAACUGUUUGGCCAUAAUGACCAUCGUUAUGUUUGGAGGAAAAAGGGGGUCACUUGCAAGCUGAAGAACACCAUCCCAACUGUGAAGCACGGGGGUGGCAGCAUCAUGAUAUGGGGGUGCUUUGCUGUAGGAGGGACUGGUGCACUUCACAAAAUAGAUGGCAUCAUGAGGAAGGAAAAUUAUGUGGAUAUAUUGAAGCAACAUCUCAAGACAUCAGUCAGGAAGUUAAAGCUUGGUCGCAAAUGGGUCUUCCAAAUGGACAAUGACCCCAAGCAUACUUCCAAAGUUGUGGCAAAAUGGCUUAAGGACAACAAAGUCUAGGUAUUGGAGUGGCCAUCACAAAGCCCUGACCUCAAUCCUAUAGAAAAUUUGUGGGCAGAACUGAAAAAGCGUGUGCGAGCAAGGAGGCCUACAAACCUGACUCAGUUACACCAGCUCUGUCAGGAGGAAUGGGCCAAAAUUCACCCAACUUAUUGUGGGAAGCUUGUGGAAGGCUACCCGAAACGUUUGACCCAAGUUAAACAAUUUAAAGGCAAUGCUACCAAAUACUAAUUGAGUGUAUGUAAACUUCUUACCCACUGGGAAUGUGAUGAAAUAAAUAAAGGAUGAAAUAAAUCAUUCUCUGCUAUUAUUCUGACAUUUCACAUUCUUAAAAUAAAGUGGUGAUCCUAACUGACCUAAGACAUGGGAUUUUUACUAGGAUUACAUGUCAGGAAUUGUGAAAAACUUUGUAUUUGGCUAAGGUGUAUGUAAACUUCCGACUUCAACUGUACCAUAUUCCUCAUCAGGCCUUAUUAACAAAAGUUUUAAAUACAUUGUGUUUAUUUCCCUUUGCAGAAGAAACUGAAAAUGGAGUCAGAUGAUGAUGAUGAUGACAGCGAUGAUGAUGAUGAUGCUGAGUAUGUAUAUUUGGUUGUUUAGUGUGUCUUGCGUCAUGUAUCUUUGUAGGACUACCAUUAGGUAACCUGACAAAUCAAUUUUCUUGUUCUAUUCUUUGUAGUGAUGAUGAUGACGAUAGUGAUGAAGAUGAGAGUGAGGUGAAAGUACAGAAAGUUCCAGCCAAACCAACCAUAAAGAAAGUAAGUCCUGUUAUUCUCUGUCCUCAAAUUUAGCAACCAUAAGACCUUGACAAAUGAUGCUGGGUAUAGAUGAUGAAUCUUACAUGUCCACUAGAUGUCAUGUUAGACAAGGACUUGUCCAUGUAGAGGAGCACGCCAAUAAGAAAUCCAACAAGUACUAUUAUGUCAUCUUAGAUAGCUAGGAUUGUGACACAUUUCACCAGACCUUGGAAUAGCCACAGGAUGAGACGUUUCACAACAUAAUCUAAAAUGUUGUAGGCAUAUUUUAUUGUCAAGUCUCAUUUGUGGUAUUGCAUAUCAGUGUCAAAGACCAUUUUGUCAAAUUCUUGUUGUUAUUGCAAGUCUGGUAAACUACAUGUUUUUAGUGCUCUCAUUUGCACUCGCUGACCGGCGGCCAUUUUGCUCGAGACGGAGUGGGGGAAACUUUUUCAUCUUGUUCCCUCUAGUACCCAUCUGGUUUUUCGAGACUAAAACACAGGGUCUGCGGGUAUAAUGAUCGCAUUUCUCCUCUGUAAUCUACCUCAACACUCACUGUUUCACCAGCACCGUGCAGAGCGAGACGCAGUAAAGACAAAAUGAGAAACACAGCCCACACGUCUAGGCAUGGGAAUUCCCAUUUCCUUAACCCCCGCCCCCUCACCUAGGCCUACAUGUCCUGUCCCUCUGUCCUCCUGCCGCAUCUUUCUUUAUUCUAUCUUCCUCUCUGACAUCCCCCCUUCUCUUGUCCAACAGUUCCUCAUUGCACCUGGCCUUUGUCUUUGAACAGUGUGUGUGCGUGGCUGUGAACGUGCGUGCCUGUGUGUGUAUCAUUGUGUGUGUCUGUUUGUGAUUUUGAAGGCAGCGUCCAAGUCUUAACUGUGCCAGGCCCGAGAGAGAUCAAAGCGAGGCAGAUGCACAUACCUGAUAUGAGCACUGACUCUAGCCCCAGGGCCAGAUGACAGCUGAGCCUUUCUGUCACCUGUUGAUUUAUUCUGCUAUCCCCCUCUACAGAUGCACAUCUUUAUUCGACUUCCUCUUCUUUUCUUUGCUCCGUAACUCUUUGUCAUGCUCAUACUGUAUUAUAGUGAUGAGCAGUGACAGCAUGGGUAUUAAUACGCUUCCUGGGUUGAAACACUGAGUGGAUGGCGAGCAUACUAAUUACUGUUCCCCCAAUACCCUCCUUUACUAAUUUCCCAUUUCCCUCCUUUUGAAGACUGAGGUAGUGUAUAUAGGCAGACAGGCAGGCAGGCAGGCUUCUAAGUGAAAUGGUCUAUUUUGACAAUAACAACACUUUUUUGCUGUGAACGUUAUGUCAUCCCAAUUGAAAAGAUUAGUAGAAUUGGAUUUUCUAUUUUGUAUGGUGCUUCCUGCAUGUCUCCCAACUAGUUCUGUUGUCUGUCAGAGCCCGGAGCCUUUGGGGAAGAAGCCGAAAAGUGUGACAUGGGCGCAGAAUGGCUCACCAGGGAAACAAGGGGGACCAUCAGCUAAACCUCAAACCAAG
Messenger RNA from Coregonus sp. 'balchen', 6773 nucleotides. Lineage: Eukaryota; Metazoa; Chordata; Actinopteri; Salmoniformes; Salmonidae. The record is from the annotation of a GenBank genome assembly.